Messenger RNA from Folsomia candida, 1229 nucleotides. Its product is annotated as retinol dehydrogenase 13. The record is from RefSeq and is a predicted model, not a curated record. The transcript is spliced from 7 exons. The coding region runs from base 57 to 1070 and encodes 337 amino acids. NCBI's taxonomy places the organism in Eukaryota, Metazoa, Arthropoda, Collembola, Entomobryomorpha, Isotomidae.
UACUCCUGGAUUGUCCUGUUCUUUAUUUCUUUGUGAUUGAGAGGGGUCUGGGAAGGAUGGGUCCUUGGGUGCCGCCACGUCUGAUGGUCAUCACAUCCGCCGUGGGGGUCGUCGUGGGAGGGUCCGUCCUGCUCAAAGAUUUCAUUGUGGGUCACGCUCAAAAAUUGGACGGCAAGAUUCGAGCCGAUGGGAAAAUUGUGAUCGUGACGGGUGCAAAUACGGGUAUUGGGAAAGAAACGGUGAAAGAGAUGGCUAAACGCGGUGCCACGGUGUACAUGGCGUGUCGAGACAUUGCCCGGUGUCAAGAAGCCCGCAAAGAAAUCGUUCUCGAGUCCCUCAACAAAAAAGUAUACUGCAGAGAAUGUGACCUCGCCGAUUUCAAUUCGAUUCGUCAUUUCGUCUCAGAGUUUACGCUUGUGGAGGAUCGCUGCGACAUUUUGAUCAACAAUGGGGGCUUGAUGCGCUCCCCUCGACUGAGCACGAAGCAAGGGAUAGAGAUGCAGCUCGGGGUGAACCACAUGGGUCAUUUCCUUCUCACUCACCUCCUCCUCCCAUCCCUCCAAAAGGCCGCUCCCAGCCGAAUCGUAAAUGUCUCCAGCUUGGCCCACACACGAGGCCGAAUCAAUUUCGAGGACUUGAACUCUGAAAAGGAAUACGAUCCGGGGGCGGCGUACAAUCAGAGCAAGCUUGCCAAUGUCCUUUUCACUAAAGAAUUGGCCAAGAGGUUGCAAGGAACCGGCGUCACUACAAACGCACUCCAUCCGGGUAUUGUUAAAACAGAGAUUGGUCGUCACAUGGGGCUCGAGAGUAGCAUCAUGGCCUCCAUCUUUGUGAAACCACUGCUCAGCUUUUUUCUCAAGAGUCCUGAGCAAGGGGCCCUAACCACCCUAUUCGUCGCGCUGGACCCUUCCCUGGAGAAAGUGUCGGGAAAGUAUUUCAGUGACUGCCGUGAGACGAAGGUGGCCCCAGCGGGGGAGGAUGCCGCAGUAGCGAGGCGUUUGUGGGUGACGAGUGAGCGGUGGACGGGGAUUCAAGAGAACGCUUCAUUGGAAGCUGCUGCGCCCUGCUAAUGUUCUUACCGCGCCUUCAUAUUUAAUAAGUAUAUUUAACAAUAUGUGAGAGCACAGAGGAAACAGAAAUGAUCUUGGGCGGAAAAAAUGUAAGCCCUCCAGGCAAGAAGUGGUCGUCGCAGGCUAUUUAGUUGUUGCAAUAAAUCAUGACAAGAGAGA